Molecule: messenger RNA, 1314 nt
Organism: Aspergillus viridinutans
Lineage: Eukaryota; Fungi; Ascomycota; Eurotiomycetes; Eurotiales; Aspergillaceae
Gene: psoB
Product: hydrolase psoB
Exons: 2
Coding region: 1-1314 (437 amino acids)
Source: RefSeq, a predicted model, not a curated record
AUGCAUAAGCUAUUCAAGGACGCCCCUUUCUUCGAUUUUGAAGCUAUCCGCAUUCUAGGCACUACCUGCUAUGGCGGAGCAGAGGUGGCCGAGGUUCUGGAAGCCGUCGACCAGAUCAAGAAAAACGAACCGGACUCAUGGGAAAGGGCCUGGCGCAUCCAGGCGGAGCGAGCGGAGAAGCUUGCAGCAGACGCCAUCAAGAGUGGCGAUCGCGACGCUGCUCGAGCUGGGUAUCUCCGGGCCUCCAACUACACCCGCGCCAGCGGAUACAUGUACGUCUCUCAAGCAGAGCUCAGCGGCGGCCCUCUCGUGCAGGAUGCGCGCGCUCUUCCCAUCUCCGAGAAAGUAGGAGAGUUAUUCCAGAAGGCGGUCCCUCUGAUGGAUGGAUCUGUUCAUAUUCUUUCCAUUCCCUACGAGGAGCACGUCCUGCCGGGGUAUUUGUAUCUGCCACCCCCGUCGAGGCGGAUUCCAGGUCGAAAAAUUCCAAUUCUCGUCAACAGUGGGGGCGCCGAUUCGUGUCAGGAAGAACUGUUCUACCUGAAUCCGGCGGCUGGGCCGGGAAUGGGAUAUGCCGUGGUGACGUUCGAUGGUCCGGGGCAGGGAAUCAUGUUGCGGAAGUACGGGCUGGAGAUGAGACCGGACUGGGAGAUUGUUACAGGACGAGUGAUCGACUAUCUUGAGCUGUAUGCGGCGGAGAACCCGCAAUUCGAGCUGGAUUUACACUGUAUAGCGGUGUCGGGGGCGUCGAUGGGUGGAUACUAUGCCCUCCGUGCGGCGGCGGACCCGCGAGUCAAAGCUUGCGUCUCGAUUGAUCCUUUUUACGAUAUGUGGGAUUUUGGCACGGCGCACGUGUCGCCACUGUUCAUCCGCGCCUGGACAUCCGGCUGGAUCAGUGGCGGCUUCGUGGACUGCUUGAUGGCGCUCUUAUCUCGAGUUUCCUUUCAACUUCGCUGGGAGAUUUCCAUUACGGGGACCUUCUUCGGCCUCUCCUCGCCCUCGGAAAUCCUCCUCCAUAUGAAAAAGUACACGUUAUCCAGUGAGCAAGAAGACAAUGACAAGAGCUUUCUUUCCCGGGUGACGUGUCCUGUAUUGCUGUCAGGGGCGGGCAAUUCCCUGUACCUAGAUGUCAAUAACCAUACUCGGCGGUGCUACGAUGCUCUCACAAAUGUGGCUGAACGCAACAAGCAGCUCUGGAUUCCCGAGAGCGAAGGACAGGGGAGUUUGCAGGCCAAGAUGGGGGCAUUCCGUUUGUGUAACCAGCGCACAUAUCGGUUUCUAGAUGAGUGUUUUGGUAUCAUGAGAAGUAGUUUGUAG